UAAGCCUGGUAGAUGGCGUAGAACUGUCACUGGCUAGGUCAGUUGGCAACAGACCUCGGUGGGGGUCGUAAGUGCUUGUGCUGGACGAGUCUCUCAUCCGUCAAACCUCUCUCGUCGAGUUUGCACGCAAAGGAGACAAUCGAGAGGGGUGCUCGUGUGUAUUGUGACAGAAGGGCCAGAGCAGCGAGGGACGAAUUCGCGAGUGCGCCGAUAGUUCAGGAAAACCAUGGAGCUCGUCAGGAUCAUUUGACCCACGGGAACGACUCCAGGCUCGGUGGAUCGUGCUACCUCGCGUGAUACUACAAAUCGGUAUGCACUGCCUAGGUGCGGUGACAGGAGGCAUUCCCAGCCCAAAUGGGGUUGGCGGUCGGGGUGGCAUUCUUAGCGUGUUCCGAGCUCUUGGAGUCCUUGUAUGCGAAGGGAGGAUUCAGGGCCCUCCACGUGGUUACAAAGAGGGCCCACACUGUGCAGCGCCUAUGCAAACGGUGCCUAACGACCACGUGUGCGAAGAAAAUAAUUACUUGUGCGAUCGGUAUCUUGUGCUGGUUCGAGAGAUCGCGGACCGUGUCGCAAUUGGUUCGUUCCUGUGCAUCGAGGUAGUGUUGUGCAGCGACUGUCCAUGCGGUUUGACCAAAUCUAUGAGCAAGAAUCCGAUCUGCACCGUGCCGUCCUUAUCAAUCUCACCAUGGCAACAAGCUUCGGAGAUUCUAUUGGAGUACUGGUGUGUCUGCGUCGUUCCCAGCAAAGGUCCAGAGACGAUGAAUUUCUAUGGAUUAUAUCAGGCAGUUCGUUCACGACUUCACUUCAGCCAGGUCGCCGCUUGGUGGUCCCGGAGCAACGGCACCGAUCCCAGUUACAUCACGACGAGGGUGGUGCCGUAUAACGAGGAUAAUCUGAGAAAAUUCCGGGAAUCUCCAGUGGAGCACACGUUCCCCUUAGCUGGCCAGGGCGAUGGAAAUUCCAUAAAAGUCACCGUGUGGGCAUUGCCGAGGAUGGAGGAGGUGCCGAUUCUCACCUGCCCGUUGCACCCGAUCAAAGAGAAGGACGAGGAGGGUGUCGCGAGGGCUUUGACACCGACCAAGGCUAUCCCGGUUCCAACCGCCGCACAAAAUCCCGAAGGCCUCGUUUUGCCUGCUUUGGUUGACGACAGACUGCAAACACCUUGCAACAAACCUGGAAAGCACCACUGUCCCUGCGACGAGGAGGACGUUCCACCGCCAUCGCCGGCGAUUCCACGACAGAAUCGCGAGAGGAAACGUCGCCGAUCCCUUCCCUGCGGUCCAACAGACGCCAACAUCUGCGUGACAGUCCAGCCGAUGCCUCUGCCCUCGGUACAGGAGAGCGUAACUCAAGAAUCGAACAAAGAUAGCCACAGCUCCAGCUACCCGAAAUGUUCCUUCGAGAUCACGAACAAUCGCGGCGUUAAAUGCCUGCAGAAUCAGUACUGCAAAUUGGAAGAGAACAGUAUCAAAAACAGGAAGAAUCUGAACUCGGACAAUCUGGAGCGGUGUUUCAAGACGCAGCUGAACAUCGACAGCCGAGAAGGGAACCUGAAGAAAAGGUACAAACGAACGAUCGACGACCCUGAAUCAAAGUCGAACUGCAAGGAGAAACAGUGCAAUCUGGAGAAGAAGCAGAAAGACGCAGAGAUGAAACCCGCAGAGAAGAACGGGUUGUUCGAGAAUCUAAUUCAACCGUUUAAUUCGUCGUUGCCGUGGUCCUUCGUCGAAUCUUGGAACAACAGCAAUGCGAACGGGAAGUGCGCUUUCCAGAGUUUACGUGGCAACAGGGAGGCAUACUUCAACGACUCCGAGAGAAACUGUAAACCGCCAGUGAACAAGGAUUCGAGCCUUGUGAUCAAUCCCUUUAGGCAACCCAGUCCUUUCCACGAGUCAAAUCCAGGCCCCUCGACGAAUAAUCGUUUGAAGCAGGAUUCGAUGAACACCACCUGUAUGGUACAUCAGAGCUGUGUCAAGUCGUCGAACAAGCUGUCGAAUCCAGAAACAGUAUUGCCUGGACGGGAAGCUUUGGACGUGGACUUGAACAGGAGCGCAAACAACAAAGGGCGAUGCAGCAAGGAUCUGAGUCAAUUGAUAUCGAAGCUGUCGUUUCCUGAUGACAAGGAGAGAACGAAGGAGGAGGGUGGCUUCUUGGAUUGGUUCAGUAAAGUUCCCGGACGUGUUCUCGGUGUGACGCCGAACAACAGUUACGCGGAGAGCAAGGUGAAAGCCACGAAUCUAAAAGCUCAGGAGCAGCACGGAAACGAGGUGAGAUUCAAGAAUUGCAACUUGGAGUUGAGUCAACAGGAGUUCGACGAAGUUCUGGCUGUUUUGAGAGCUAGGACACCGUCUGAGCGUAAGAGGACGAGCAUCAGGACGGUGAAAAGGCGAGAGAGGUUGGAAAAAGCAACGGAGAACAGUUCGGACAAGUUGGUGGCGAAGUUCGUGAGUUCGGAGAGCAACGAGUGCUCCACGAAUAAUAUAGUGAAUCGUGCGAAGCCUUGCGAGGGUUGUAAUCACAAAUUGUGCAGGAAGAACGAUCAACAGGCUUUGGAGAAGGUCAGCUUCGUCGACAUCUACGGUAACAAGAACAUCUAUAACCCGCAGAAACGCGAGAAAUUGGAAGGCGACGGAUCGAACGAGGAUCUACAGUCGACGAAAUGUAACAACACCGAGAAACGAACGAACGACACGGUGGACUGCUUACAGAACGUCUCGAACAAGGCGGACAUACUCUUGGGAGCGAUUUUGCGAACCACCAAGGACCGAGGAGCCCAGUCAGAGGUCCCCAAUGAGGCCAAGUCGAGGCUCGCGUUACCAAUGACCAGCAACGAGGUAGAAACUAACCAGAACAACGUUACCGGUGAUGAUAAAAGUCACGAACAGAAACUGUCUCAGGAAGACGAGAAGUUUCUGCCGAUGGCAUUCAACAAGAGGUUCAAUCGGUUUCGACAGUUGUUCAAGAAGGAGCAAGAGAAGAAGUUAACCGAGGACGUUCCGCAAGACGUGGUCCAACAGACAAGUCAACGUUCAUUCUCGUACAACAACGUCCACCCCAACCUGCACGAUCCAAGGAACCUUCGCGACAGCAAAGUGAAGAGAAGGUUAGACUUUUCGAAUUUCGCUGAAGAGACGGAGAAGCGAGACGCGAGCCCCGAUCCUUCAGAGCUUAGUACAAAUGGCGCACAUCAAAACUCACGAAUCUAUAGUACAAAUUACAAGGAGUCUAGCUGCGACUACGACAAGGUCGAGACGUCCAAGUGGCAAAGUAGAUUGCAUAGUAUAAACGAUGAGGAUAGUAUAGCCGAGCACGAGGAGGAGGAAGACGAGACUCUGUCGAAACCUUGCAAGGAUUCGAGUGUUUGUAAGAAGACUCGAAACCACCUCGGUAAAGACAAUGCGGUGACAGAGGAGGAUGAAACGGUGGACAAGGCUGUACCGACUGCCAUCGAACAAGAAAGAUUUCGGCGAUCGUUGGAGAAUGCAGCCUCGAUGGUGUUUCACAGUAGAACCGGCUUACCACUAACAUCCAGCCCAGCUCCGUUGAGAAGAGGCAGCUGUUGUUUCGAUUACGAUAGCAGUCUAAAUUCUGUCUCCUCGAAAAGAAGUGCUCUAUUCGAACUAAACACACCACCAAGCCCAGGUGCAGUGUCUCUGGAAGAAACUGACAGAGAAACCGAGAAUGCUGGCGAAGGGGAGGAGACACCGAAAAGACGAUCGACUUCUCGCAGUAGACCACAGAGUCAUGCUCUUUUAGGCAGCUUCGAGGAAUCAGCUUUGAAUGGUAGACUGGAACCUGUGUCAACCGUUCAUGGUUUCACGGCGGAACUAGGUGCCAGUGGUUCAUUCUGUCCAAAACAUCGAAAGCUUCCAGUCACUGUGUUCUUCUAUACGCUCGGCGACAAUGAUAAAGUUUCUACGCCCUAUCUCGCACAUAUUAAUUUGGGCAAAAAGGGCUACCAAGUACCAAGGAGCGGUACUAUUCAAGUAACGCUUCUCAAUCCUUUGGGUACAGUCGUUAAGAUGUUCGUAGUACUAUACGAUCUUUCUGAUAUGCCACCACGAUCUCAUACUUUUUUACGUCAGAGAACUCUUCGGGACAAAACACUACGCUACCUCGUACAUCUUAGAUUUAUGUCCGGUAAGUCUGGCCGGAUUUAUUUGCAUACGGACAUUCGUAUGAUCAUCUGUCGCAAGUCAGACGUUGACACGGCGUCAGAUUUCGGGUCAGAGCCACCGAAGGAACUACGAAGCUACAUCCACGGCCCUACGAACCCGAAAUUUUCGCCAAGGUGCUGAGCCAUGUGGCUCUUUCCAUGGGGUUGCUGUCAGUCACUCCGCUCGCCUAGCCCCCUUCGCGCAGAGGUUUAACAAAGAUCAAUUUUUUUUCUGAGAUUUCCUCAGUCACGCCAACUUACGUAAAAAAAAAAAAAAAAAAAAAAAAAU
Frieseomelitta varia is the source of this 4445-nucleotide messenger RNA. RefSeq names its product protein FAM214A (gene atos). NCBI's taxonomy places the organism in Eukaryota, Metazoa, Arthropoda, Insecta, Hymenoptera, Apidae. The coding region runs from base 312 to 4298 and encodes 1328 amino acids. The transcript is spliced from 9 exons. The record is from RefSeq and is a predicted model, not a curated record.